Molecule: messenger RNA, 1070 nt
Organism: Acomys russatus (golden spiny mouse)
Lineage: Eukaryota; Metazoa; Chordata; Mammalia; Rodentia; Muridae
Gene: Cdc34
Product: cell division cycle 34, ubiqiutin conjugating enzyme
Exons: 4
Coding region: 38-745 (235 amino acids)
Biological process (GO): ubiquitin-dependent protein catabolic process; protein polyubiquitination
Molecular function (GO): ubiquitin conjugating enzyme activity
Source: RefSeq, a predicted model, not a curated record
GGCCCCGGGCCCCUCCGCCGCCGCCGCCGCCACCGCCAUGGCCCGGCCGCUGGUGCCCAGCUCGCAGAAGGCGCUGCUGCUGGAGCUGAAGGGGCUGCAGGAGGAGCCAGUGGAGGGCUUCCGGGUAACGCUGGUGGACGAGGGCGACCUGUACAACUGGGAGGUGGCCAUCUUCGGGCCCCCCAAUACCUACUACGAGGGCGGCUACUUCAAGGCGCGCCUCAAGUUCCCCAUCGACUACCCGUAUUCCCCACCAGCCUUCCGGUUCCUCACUAAGAUGUGGCACCCAAACAUCUAUGAGACAGGGGACGUGUGCAUCUCCAUCCUCCAUCCCCCAGUUGAUGACCCACAGAGUGGGGAGCUGCCCUCAGAGCGAUGGAACCCCACACAGAAUGUCAGGACCAUCCUCCUGAGUGUGAUCUCCCUGUUGAAUGAGCCCAACACCUUCUCGCCUGCCAACGUGGACGCCUCAGUGAUGUACAGAAAGUGGAAGGAGAGCAAGGGGAAGGACCGCGAGUACACGGACAUCAUCCGGAAGCAGGUCCUGGGGACCAAGGUGGACGCAGAGCGCGACGGCGUGAAGGUGCCCACCACACUGGCCGAGUACUGCGUGAAGACCAAGGCGCCGGCGCCCGACGAGGGCUCAGACCUCUUCUACGAUGACUACUAUGAGGACGGCGAGGUGGAGGAGGCGGACAGCUGCUUUGGGGAUGACGAGGACGACUCCGGCACCGAGGAAUCCUGACCGAGUCCCCGAAAUAAACUUACAGAUUUUACCUCAGCAGGACCCGUGUGGGCCUCAGGCGACAGACUACCUCACCGAGGUUCCAUGUGGGCUCCUGUUCAUGACCCUUAGGUCCUCUCAGCCCUGUGUCCCCGUGGGUUUUCCUCGGCUUUAGAGAAGAGCCAGGCAGACACCCCACUCAGCUCACAGAUGGUGACAAGCCUGGGAGGCUGGGGGCCGCCCGAUGGGGAGCCAGAGACUCCAUCCCAGCCCAAGCAAGGCCAGCCCCACAGUCACCUCUCUGCUUUGGUGUGUGUGAAAUCCAAAUAAAAUGGCUUUCUGAGAA